Molecule: messenger RNA, 400 nt
Organism: Megalops cyprinoides (Indo-Pacific tarpon)
Lineage: Eukaryota; Metazoa; Chordata; Actinopteri; Elopiformes; Megalopidae
Product: protein S100-B-like
Exons: 3
Coding region: 1-279 (92 amino acids)
Biological process (GO): positive regulation of canonical NF-kappaB signal transduction; positive regulation of cell population proliferation
Cellular component (GO): cytoplasm; nucleus
Molecular function (GO): transition metal ion binding; RAGE receptor binding; calcium ion binding
Source: RefSeq, a predicted model, not a curated record
AUGUCGGAACUGGAGAGCUCCAUGAUCACUAUAAUACAUGUGUUCCACAAGUAUUCCAACAAUAAGUGCACACUGAGGAAAGCAGACCUGAAGGAGCUGAUUAACAAUGAGAUGACCCAUUUCAUAAUGAAAAUCCAAGAAAACGACACGCUAGACCAGCUGUUCUCAGACCUUGACCAGAACGGGGACCUGGAGAUCGACUUCCAGGAGUUCAUUGCCAUGAUCGCCAUGGUUACGUCAGCAUGUCACGACCUCUUCAUUCCAGAACACCGCCAGUAGGGACAAAGCCCGCAUAAGCCAAAAGAGGGAGGGGUCUGUGUGUUCCAGUGCCGUAAGAAAAGUCUCAUUUUGUGAAGUGGAACCACUGGCUCCAUGGAGUCAAAGGUCGGCUAACUCCCCC